Larimichthys crocea (large yellow croaker) is the source of this 704-nucleotide messenger RNA. RefSeq names its product perforin-1-like. The transcript has 2 exons. Gene Ontology annotation, cellular component: membrane. Lineage: Eukaryota; Metazoa; Chordata; Actinopteri; Sciaenidae. The coding region runs from base 73 to 498 and encodes 141 amino acids. Gene Ontology annotation, biological process: immunological synapse formation; defense response to virus; T cell mediated cytotoxicity. The record is from RefSeq and is a predicted model, not a curated record. Gene Ontology annotation, molecular function: wide pore channel activity.
GUAGGAGGGUGAGAUGAAGCUGAUAUGAGUCUGUGAGCCUUGAGCCUAAAAACAUGUGGAACAGCAGGCACUAUGGUGAGAAACAAGGCAUCAAGACUCCAGCCUGACACCAUGGCCUUCAGUCUUUCACUCCUCGUGUUGGUCCUGUGCAGUCAGAGUGUGGCUGAAGCCCAGUUGAAGUUGUUUAACUUGAGAGCCAGUGAUCUUCCCUCCAGCCUCCUUGGAACUACAGAUGGCUAUGUCAAGGUGUUCUGUGGCUCAGCAACUUUGGGUGAAACAUCUGUUCGUAACAAUAACCCAAACCCCUGGUGGGAAGAGAAGUUCACCUACUUUAAGGCUGAGGAGAAUGACAUAUUGAGGCUUGAGGUUCAUGACAGUGAUGUUGUCUUUGAUGACCUACUGGGAGUCUGCCAGCGUCAGAUCAAGCUAGGAACCCAUGAGCAUGACUGUUUCCUGGAAAAAGGCGGGAUCCUCCAUUACUCCUAUACCCUUGGUUGAGACAGUCAUUGGCCUUGUACUGUAUAGAUAUAUCUAACUUUUAGUUUUCACAUGCAGCCUGCAUCUCUCAGGAAUCAUUUCCUUAUAAUGUAUGAUUUCUAAGUGACCAGCUCUUUACAGCUCUAUUAUUUUGCUGUUCAAAAUCUAUAAUUGAUCAUUUCAUAAACUUAAUCAAUAAACCUUAUUCCAGUGGCUUUAUCACAUUA